AUGGACCCAGUAUCAUUUGGGCAGUUGCCAGUAGACAUACUCAACCAUAUUAUUGACCAGCUUGAGAGACCCGAAUUAGUCUCAUUGUCUCGCGCAUCUAAAUGGACACGGGCAUUAACCACGCGAGCCCUUUGGGAGGCGAUCCGAAUCCCAGUUAUAAAUGACGAUGAAGGACGGCCAUUGGGUCUCCGGCCACGGGACAUCUGUCUCCCAAACGCAAUUGCGCCAACUAGGCUCCGGUUAUAUGAGUAUCUUGCGGAUCUACGCGAUCCCUCUUGUGUUCAUUCAAGAGAUUCCUAUCGUCCCUGGCGUGUUAGACUGCAAUCGGAGAGCCGUGACCGUCUCGUACCGCUGGUUAAUGGUGCCAUCUCAGUGCUAAAGCAGCUCGAGAUCAAUUCACUUGAUUCCUUUAGUUGGCACACGGGCACGUGCCUACCGGCUGAGAUAUUUGGAGAGCAAGGGAUACUGUCACUUCGACAGUCUUCUCUACGAUCUCUCAGUAUCAUUAGCAGCUCGGCUUGUCAGAGAUUAUCCAGUAUUAAUCUCUUGCCUUUUAAGAGUUUGACAAGCCUAUACUGGUCCGAUGCCUCACCCUACAACCUCGAGGCCCUGGCCACUGCUGUCCAGAUAAAUGCAUCGCAGCUUGAAACUCUCGAGGUGAAUUUCGUCAACUGGCCUAGGUUUUGGUAUAUCGUUGAGGAGUCUGAUGAUCCGUUCUUACGUUACGAUGAGAUUGAAGACGAAGACGAACUGUGGAUCUGUGAGGACACAUAUUUCGAGGACGAGGUUCUCGGGCAGAUGCGAAACCCGUUACAGCCCAUGUUUCCAGUGUUGAGAAGUCUUGCACUAACUCAAGUUCAUUUAUCCGAUCGUACAAUCUUAAACUUGAAUAUAGGCGCGCUCGAGUCCCUCACAAUCCGAUGGUGUGAUGGCUGGGUGGCCUUUCUGCGCAGCCUCGUCGACCUCGGAGUGCCCUUGGAUCUCGAUCACUUUGAGCUGCAGGCAGCAAAUCACGGGUGGGACGGAGAAUAUCACGCGUUGCUGGCGAGAUUCUUAGAGAGUCUCAGCCGACCAAAGUCGCUUUCUCUAGGUCAACUGGGGACUCACUCAAGCCACGGCGUGUGGAAUCGACUUGUGCAACACCAGAAAUCGAUCAGGCGUUUUGUGCACCAGCUAAAUACCAAAGUUUUGUUUGAUGGCAGCUCUUCUAUCCAGGCUGAACAUCUUACUGGGGAAGACUGGGAUGGCAUGAGACGAGACCCGUUCCGGGAAAACCCGUUCGCGAACUUCGAGUCGUUAGAAUUCUUGGGGCUAACUUGUGAGCCGGCUAAAAUGAGAAUUAUCACUUCACCGUUCGUAACCAAGUCCUGUCUUCGGGUUAUCCACAUAAGACGAACACUCGACUGCACACUAUCUUGGCGGGACUGGUUUUUGACUGAAGGGGUUGGUGAUAGCCUCGAUCCAUACGAUGACUCGAAGGAAGCGGAAAUCGACGAAACAUGCGGUCCAGGUGAAAUGAACUACGCCUUAAGAGGCGAGUUCCGUGAUUUUGCAGAAUGGGUUUUUGGACCGGAUGGGGUUCACUCACUCCAAACCCUUGUAUUCGGGGAUCUUAGCCACAUCUCCCACACGAGAAGAUUUUCGCGUGACCAAGUAGUUCUUGUUCGGGACGAAUCUGAAUCUGGCAGUGGAAACUUCAAGAUGGUUGAUAGAGACGAAGCGGUGUUUACGUUCAAUCUUGGCGGGUGCCUAGAUGCCAUAGAGGCCUGCCCGAAGUGCACAUUGACAAAAACGGACUGA
This is a messenger RNA of Clonostachys rhizophaga, 1800 nucleotides long. The record is from the annotation of a GenBank genome assembly. Lineage: Eukaryota; Fungi; Ascomycota; Sordariomycetes; Hypocreales; Bionectriaceae.